AUGUCCUUGAGCCCCAACAUCCACUCUGAUUUACCGAUUCUCCUUCCAAUCACGGAAGACACGGAAAACACUGACGACCAAACACUAGCAUUCACUCGUUCAAAUCGCCGUCUACAUCCACCUCUAAAGCUCCCCGGCCUUCACUUCCAGACGUCACCUCAACCUGCUGAAACGGAGAAUCCGUUUUCCUUGCGACGCCCGCCUCAACUCCCCCUUCCAACUAUUGAUGAGAUCGCUCCCCACACUGUUCCUCCAACAGAACCGCCGGCGAUGCCGGAGGUUGCAGACGACUUGGACCCAGAGCCACGGGAUGAGGAUGCGGAUGCAUACAGAGAAGCACAAGCCCGCUUUGACCAGGUCCACAGAACUCGUCACGAUCCCUCGACAUUGUCCGGGCGUCGUGUUCUCAAGGUUCCACGCGUUCGUAAACAUCAAUCCUCGUCAGCACGUCGGGAGCGCAAGAUUCGCUCUCGAUCUCACUCGUCAGAUGUGGAUCUCUUGGAUGGGGCGGUGGAAACGUAUUCUCGCGAGCAACGCCUUGGUGGAUAUAUACCAAUGCAGGAAGAGAAGCUUAAGGCAGAGCCAGGCAGUUUCCGACACGGCAAGGCUUCUGGUCCCCCGGCCAAUGUUCCUGGGAUACUGGUUGAAUGCACUGGUGAGAGCAGGCCAGUAACUCCACCGAGAAUAGACGCUGAUACGGGGCGAAUGGAUUGGUGCCAACAAACUCCUCCUCACCAGACUUGUCUUGAGGAAUGCCCUAUGGAUUGGUCUGGGAAUUCACCGCCAGUGCCAGGAGUAGCACCUCCGCCUCCGCCUCCACCAAAUAUUUAUUAAACGUGGAAUCUCCCUUUAAACACGGUUUCUACAGCGGCCCUACCGCACCUUGUUCCCAACGACCUUCAUACUGCAGCUGCAGCUGCUUCUUGUGCGGUGCAUGCUUGGGUUUGCUUCUUGAGCCACCCCUUUUGGCAGGAUUUCGAUCACCAAACAGUUUGCCCGUUGUACUCAUUUUCUAAUAACCAGAGAUACCAUUUAUUUUAUUUUAUUCCCCUUUCCUCCCUUUCCUCCUUCUUGUGUCCUUUUGAUUUUUUUCACCCGGCGUCCGGGGCGUGCAUUUGACGCAUUUCCAUCUUUUUUUGAUUUCCCCUGAAUUUUCGCCUCGCUAUUAUCAUUUUUCCCCUUUCAAAGCGGUGUUUUCGGUUUCA
This is a messenger RNA of Tuber melanosporum (Perigord truffle), 1205 nucleotides long. RefSeq lists its product as uncharacterized. The record is from RefSeq and is a predicted model, not a curated record. The transcript has a single exon. The coding region runs from base 1 to 834 and encodes 277 amino acids. Lineage: Eukaryota; Fungi; Ascomycota; Pezizomycetes; Pezizales; Tuberaceae.